Messenger RNA from Porites lobata, 2460 nucleotides. The record is from the annotation of a GenBank genome assembly. Lineage: Eukaryota; Metazoa; Cnidaria; Anthozoa; Scleractinia; Poritidae.
UCAAUCUUUUCCUUCAAACACGACUUAGAGACGUGUAACUGUACAAAACAUUAUACAGAAUGAUUUUCACUGGCUUCAUCUGCUUUCUGUUGCUCCUACAAACGGUAGAAUCCGUGACAACACAAAGCCCGAAUAACCUACCUCCAAAGGAAACUACUUGCAACAUAAACAACUAUUAUAGUUUUCAUGCUGGACCCAGGCUCGAGAAAAUAAUCAUAGAAAUGAAAACAAAACUGGAAGCGAUUGAACAAGAGCUAAAAAAAUUAUCCAAGAAAGAAGAAACACGGAAAAACGGUUGGUUGGUGGUUACAGCUCAGUUUUGAAUGCCGUCACUUCUUUAAAAUAUGUACAUAAUUGCUAAACUAUUGAGAAACAUUCUAGCCUUAUUUAUGCCAUAUUUUGCGAAGCUGGUUGAAUUUCCCCAUAGGAUUCAAUCAUUAAGAAAAGGGAGUAAGAGUUAAGAGUGUAAACACACGUUUAUAAGCUAUGAAGCUCUUUUAAUGGGUGAUUAAAAAAUAUGUAAAUCCAUAACUACAGGCAUAAAAUUAGGCCACGUAUAAUAACAUAAGAUACACACGGAGUAGCAAAGAUAUCCUUUUGUACUCUCAUCAUAAACCUUAUUUUUCAUUUGUGGACUGAUACCCAUGGUCGAUCCCUCCUCAUUGAUCCACUGUCUCAAAAUUCAGUUUCUUCAAAAUAAUAAAUAUAUAUUUUUUUAUCAAGUUCCAGAUCCGGUCGCCUUCUUCCCCCUCAAUGCUGCGCACGGUACCAAGGAGAUUAACAACCGAGCAGUGAAAGCGAUUCCUCGUGGGGUUACUCUGGCUCCAGGGCCCGAUGGAAGACCAAACUACUCUUAUAAAUUUUCUGGAAGCUCCAACAGCUACAUCGAGUUUCCCAACAGGGUUGGAGGACCUUUAGACGUGCGAUAUUCGAUGACUAUGCUGUGCUGGGUUUACUAUAAUGGCAAAGACGGAUCGCUCUUCAGCUACGAGAAAAGUUCAACCUGGGGUGUUCAUUUAUGGGUUGUCGCCGGGAAACUUUUUGUCCGUUUCGUAAAACGAGAUUAUUCGUCUACCAACCAUUUGUUGCACACCAGUCUCGCAGGUGGAUGGAAGUUUGUUGGCGCAUCUUACGACCGUUCUUCUGGCGAAGCCAAACUGUGGGUCAAUGGAGCUGUGGUUCAGACGUUAAACAUUGGAGCGGGCCUUGAACUAGCCACUCAAGAUAGCAUCAGAAUGGGUAUGAAGACUGGUGAUAGGAGGUACUUCAAAGGCAGAAUUGCUCAGAUGCGGAUCUACAACCGAGCUUUGAGUCAGGAGCAAGUUCAAGCAAUACAGAAACUUGUCGCAGGUAAAAGAAAAAAUAAAAAAAGGAAAUUUAAAUGUUCAUUGCAAUGUGAAAAAUAAAAGUGAACAAGUUAGCGGUAAUUCUGUCAUCAAUGGAUAUUGAAUAUUUUCACUAUGGAAUGAUCCUGCUCUGAGUUCCAAUGGCUUUGGCUUCGCUUAAAGAAAUUUUUAAAAAUAGCUUGUAUUAAUGGUACUUAAGAGUUCAGUUUUAUACACACAGAGUAUUGCGAGCACUCGCCGGGCUGAAUCGUGCUGUUGUAGAUUCCUGACUGCAAUUUUUUCAAGACUCAGAAGUCCAUAGCUAACCUGGUUUGCUGUUAUAUUUCCUUUUCAGCAUGAUCCUGGAGAAAAGCGUCAAGUCCAAAAAAUUUAAGCCAACAUUAAGAAUGAAGCAUUCCCUGCAGCUUUAAAAUUUCGUAUGGGCUUUUCUUUUGUAAAGGGAAAAUAAAGAGUAACUGUACAUGUAGAUCGUGUGAAGUUCUUAUCCUCAUCGACGUCGAAAGUCUCGCAUCAUGCAAGAACUGUUAAAAAGUAUUAAUGAAAUGGAAGGGGCUUGGGGGCAAGAAUAGAUAGGUCAGGUAAAGUUAAAAGACAGCGACUUCAAAUGUGAAUCAGCCAUGCUGAUUGUUUAUGCUGAAUGAUGAACUGCCCUUGAAAGGAAAAAAGCAGAAAUUGUUCCGUAAGUUUUAGCAAGUGUACUUCAUGCCACGCUAGAGUUUAUAAAACCGCUUUGUGCUACGGUCUAAACACAGUUAAAAGGCGGCUUGUACCUGUAACCCUAACCUAAUAUUCAUCAUUCAGAUGGGCCCCUUAUCCACUCCCAAUAAGGUCAUACCCACUAUGAAGCGAAUUAACCAUCCUUACUAUCCAAAAAUUGUUCAACCAGUGCCAAUCUCUCCAAUCUAUAGAAGUUAAAUUUUAGGGUUUCCAAUACUAAACAUGACUUCACCACUUCUUUGCCUCGUUUAGUUGACAAGAAAAGCCCUUUUUUGGGAAUAAAAUACAAGACUACACCUUAUAGCUUCUAUCUAGAUGAAACAAGGAAACAAAAUCUCGGUUAAGGUACGGUAAAACAGGCAACAAAAACGUGACCCUAUUUUCUAUGGUGCUACUG